Molecule: messenger RNA, 1644 nt
Organism: Lactuca virosa
Lineage: Eukaryota; Viridiplantae; Streptophyta; Magnoliopsida; Asterales; Asteraceae
Source: the annotation of a GenBank genome assembly
AUGGAGAACGAAACCCAAAUCAAGAAGAGAAAGCUUCAAAUUACAACAAUGGAAGUAACCGGUGAGAUUUUUGUAGUUCCAUUCUUUGGUCAAGGUCAUCUCUUUCCAGCUAUGGAGCUCUGCAAGAACAUCUCUGCUCAUAAUUUCAAUGUUACCCUCAUCAUCCCUUCUCAUCUUUCUUCAUCCAUUCCCUCCACGUUUUCUAACCACUCCCCCUUAAUUCAUGUUACUGACAUCUCCGUCACCGCUUCGCCACCACCGGAGACCGCCGACGAACCCGGAUCUGAAAAAGAGGUUCAGUCAUCUGGUCGUAGGGGAAACCCGCUUCAAGAGCAGAAUCUGCAGAUGGGUAAGGGAAUCAAGUCGUUUCUAUCCACAAGAUCCGGAGUACGACCCACGUGUGUCGUGAUUGACAACAUGAUGAGCUGGUGCAAAGAGAUUUUCGUAGAUCAUGAAAUUCCGGUGGUGUCUUUCUCAACUUCCGGCGCAACCGCAUCCGCCAUGGGCUACGGAAUGUGGAAGGCCGAGGUAGAAAACAUGAAGCCCGGUGAGAUCCGAGAGAUCCCCGGGUUGCCUAAAGAAAUGUCUGUGGCUUUUUCGGAUCUUAGCAGAGGUCAGAGAGUAAGGCCUCAAAGACGGAGCCGGCCACCCGGUGAUCACGCGAAACCAGAUGGACACACCGGACCACCAAAUAGGAUGAGGCCCCAUGGACCAAGAGGUGGAGGUGGUGGUGGUGGUUCGGCUGGACCGGGUCAGAAGCCACGUUGGGUGGACGAGGUGAAGGGCUCGGUGGCGUUGCUUAUCAACACUUGUGAAAAUCUAGAGCAUGUAUUCAUCGAAUACAUGGCCGAACAAACCAAGCUUCCAGUCUGGGGCGUUGGGCCGCUGCUACCUGAACAGUUCUGGAAAUCAGCUGGUGAACUCCUCCAUGAUCAUGAGAUGAGAUCGAACCACAAAUCCAAUUACACAGAAGAUGAGGUGGUCCAGUGGUUGGAAUUAAAACCACAUGGAUCCGUAAUCUACAUCUCGUUUGGGAGUGAAGUUGGACCCUCAAUUGAAGAGUACAAAGAACUAGCGAAAGCGUUGGAAGAAUCCGAGCAGUCUUUCAUCUGGGUGAUCCAACCUGGUUCAGGUAAAUCCGGCAUCCCCCGUUCUUUCUUAGGGGCGGCGGCGAUCACAGACGACAGCGAAGAAGAGGAAGGGUAUUAUCCAGAGGGCUUAGACGUGGCAGUUGGUAACAGGGGUUUAAUCAUCACUGGAUGGGCACCACAGCUCUUGAUUCUGAGCCACCCAUCUACCGGCGGCUUCUUAUCUCAUUGCGGGUGGAACUCGACGGUGGAGGCAAUAGGGCGAGGGGUCCCGAUCUUGGGAUGGCCGAUUCGUGGCGAUCAGUUUGAUAAUGCGAAGCUGGUGGCCUACCAUCUUAAGAUAGGGUUCGUGAUGUCACGUGGUGAUAGUGACGAUGUAAGGCCAGGAAAGUUUAAAAAGGAUGAUAUAGCAGCAGGAAUCGAGAAACUGAUGAGUGAUGAAAAGGUGCAUAAACAGGUGAAGGAACUUAGCAAAGAAUUCGAGGGUGGUUUUCCGGCGAGUUCAGUGAAAGCAUUGGGUGCUUUUGUGGAGUUUGUUCGCCAAAAAGCAACCUGA